GCGCCGACAUCUGUCAUUAAGUGUCGUCCACAGAUAUUGUGUGGUGCUCCAGUUGUUUUAGAUUUUUUUUCAAGUUUUUAAAGUAAAACUUUAUAAAAUCUCCAAAAAUGGCCGUUUGGGAAGGAAAGAAAUACAAAUUGGAAAAGAGUGAAAACUUUGAUGAGUACAUGAAGGAGUUGGGUGUCGGUAUGGUUAUGCGUAAAAUGGGCAAUAGCGUCAGUCCCACCGUUGAGUUGAAAAAGGAUGGUGAGACCUACACUUUCACCACUACCUCAACCUUCAAGACAUCGUCGAUCAACUUCAAGCUGGGCGAGGAAUUCGAUGAAGAGACACUGGAUGGUCGUAAAGUGAAGAGCGUUAUCACUUUGGAGGGCAACAAACUGGUGCAGGAACAGAAGGGUGACAAACCKUCAACCAUUAUACGUGAAUUCACCGACUCCGAACUGGUGACUACCCUUACUAUUAACGGCGUCAAAUCCGUCAGAUUGUACAAGGCUGUAUAAAUCCAUUGUACAAAGACCAUA
Bactrocera latifrons is the source of this 524-nucleotide messenger RNA. It is a transcript of the gene fabp, whose product is annotated as probable fatty acid-binding protein. Gene Ontology annotation, molecular function: fatty acid binding. Gene Ontology annotation, cellular component: nucleus; cytosol. The record is from RefSeq and is a predicted model, not a curated record. The coding region runs from base 108 to 503 and encodes 131 amino acids. The transcript is spliced from 3 exons. Gene Ontology annotation, biological process: fatty acid transport. Lineage: Eukaryota; Metazoa; Arthropoda; Insecta; Diptera; Tephritidae.